Molecule: messenger RNA, 2023 nt
Organism: Gekko japonicus
Lineage: Eukaryota; Metazoa; Chordata; Lepidosauria; Squamata; Gekkonidae
Gene: PYGO1
Product: pygopus family PHD finger 1
Exons: 2
Coding region: 140-1360 (406 amino acids)
Source: RefSeq, a predicted model, not a curated record
GUGUGUGUGUGUCCCUGGCCAGUCUUUUCUCUGGGAGACACUCCGUGUUUGAAACGCUCGUGCACAGACAGAGAGAUCUCCACACGCACACGAAUGCGUCCGAACGUCGCCUGCAAGACCAGUGGCCUUGCGGGGGUAAAUGCAGCGCUGUGUCCCUUGCAAUCUCGUAGGUGGCGAUGGCGGCUUGGAGGGGCUAGGAGGCCCAGGAGUGCCACUCGGGAGCCCUGACAAGAAGAAGCGCAAGGCCGCAGCUCAGGGCUCCUGCUUUCCGCCGCCAUCCGAAUAUGCUCCACCGCCAAAUCCCAGCGCGGAUCACUUGGUAGCAGCUAACCCGUUUGACGAUAACUACAACACCGUUUGCUACAAACCGCUCCCGUCGGGAAAUCCUUAUUUCGCGAAUCCCAGUUACCCCGGCUUUGGCGGCUACAACACCUUCAGGAUGCCGCCUCACCUGCUCACCAGGAUGUCCUCGCAGUACGGGGCUUCCUACCCGCUCCGCGGUCAGCCCCACCCGUUCCCGCAGAACCCGGUGGGCGUGGUCUUCAGCCGGCCUCAGGCGAUGAACUUUGGGCCCCACGAGAACGUGGGCUUCGGAAACCAGCCGUCGUACCACAGCGGUGUGAGCCAGAACAUCGCGAUGCCCGGCCAGCACUUCCGACCAAUCCCCGGGGAGAACUUUGGUCACAUGCCCUCCCAGAACACGACCCAGGUGCUGCACCACGAAAUGCCGCUGCAUUUUGUGCCUGGAAACAACCCCAGUUUUAACAGUUCCCCGAUGGAGGCCAACCCUCCGUAUGGGCCACUGCCCAACAACUACAGCCAGAGCAAGCCGAUGCAGAAACCCGGCCCCAACAAGCAUGGCCCCCCUCCCGCCCAGCACCACCAGCACGGCACAGACGAGGCGGGGAACGCGGACCUGAAACCCGCCGCCCGGCACGCGCCUGCCGGCCUGAAGAGCCACCCCCCCAAGCCUGCCGAAGCCUUGAACAGCGGCCAUGCCAACGGGACUCAGAACAAGCCCCCCCUGCCCCGUGGCCCAGCCGAAGGGGGUGGGCCCGAGAAGGGCGGCCAGCUCCCGCUGCACCCCGCCCCGCACGGCCCCCCGCCCUCCGAGCCGGUCUACCCCUGCGGGAUCUGCACACACGAGGUCAACGACGACCAGGAUGCCAUCUUGUGUGAGGCUGCCUGCCAGAAGUGGUUCCAUCGGAUCUGCACGGGCAUGACGGAGUCGGCGUACGGCCUGCUCACGGCGGAAGCCUCCGCCGUCUGGGGCUGCGACACUUGCAUGGCUGACAAGGACGUGCAGCUGAUGCGCACCAGGGAGACCGGAGGGCCGCCCGUCUCGAGCUCCGAGGCCUGAGGGCCGGGAUGUCCCGAGUGAGCGGAGGCGUGCCUUGCGGAGAGCCGGGGGCUCGUCGGCUCCCUUCCCAGCGGGGGCGGUCGCUCUUGCUCUCUGCUCCCCGCCUGGGCGCCGGGCUCUCUUCUCCCGCCUGUGUUUCCAUCCGGAGAACUCCACGUUAGCCCUCAAGGUGCCACAGGACUCCUCUUCCGCUUUGUUUUCUAAGUGCUCGCUCUACGAUGGUGACCAGCGAUCGAUUGCCACGUCCUGGCUGUAUGCCCCUAGGCCCUGUUGCUACCAAUGGCUCCAGGAGGCCUUCCUGGCUGCGGCUGCUGCGGUGGAGGCCGGCCAGGGUGGCCCGCGGUGGGCCUUUGGAUUGUAGCUGCCUUGGAGGAGUGCAUUAGUUCUGUCCUCUCUUGUGAAGGGUUCUUUCUUUUCUAACAUUUCCGAGGCAGCGAGCAAAAUCAAGCAAUAUUUAUUGUAAGACGAUCACCAGGAAUGUGCAGUGACUUGUGUCCUAGCUGAAGCCGUCAAGUGAUAUUAACCUUGAGUAGUGUUAGGGUUAGUGCAGAAAUUCAGUAUCCCCCCCCCCCAGUGUCUGUUUCAGAGCAUAGCCUUAGUGGGCUUAUGAAGGAUCCCCAUCAUUCAAGUGUGUCAGUUGCUAGUGACUUCUGAAGCCCCUGC